AUGUCCAAAACGACCUCGGAGCUCGCCGCCAAAGACGCACUGAUCCAGCGACUCAUUGACGAGAAAAUCGCACAAGCCGAGUUGAUCCAGAAGCAACGCGACAUCAUAACACAGUACCUGAUCCUGGACAUUGAAGACUUCCUAGCGGAAGCGCGCGAGAAAGCCGAAGCAGUCGCCGCCCAAGAGGCGUUUGACGCGGCGGCCAACGAGCCGCACCGAAGCACUCCCAACCCAGCUAAACAAGAUAUUCUCCCCCACAUACAGCUCUCCAAAUGCCGAUACCUGCACCUGGGCCUGUACGACAACAUCUCCGUGCUCAAAAUCCUGCGCUACCAACUACACUGUCUCUGGGAACAAUGGGCCACCAACCCCUACAGCCUGCACGCAUCAUGGUAUCUCGUCAUCAUGGUGCUUCUCUGGACGUGGCUAAUCGGCAGCGUCGUCUGCGGCUACUACGAGGCGGCGCCUGAAAGCGGGACCAUGCGGCUUGCGCGCCUGUGUCGCGGUGUGCUGGGCGCUAUACCCCCGAUUGUGCAGUUCCUUCUUUUUUUGUUUCCCCCGCUCUUCGUCCAGUUUUGA
Molecule: messenger RNA, 579 nt
Organism: Exserohilum turcica Et28A
Lineage: Eukaryota; Fungi; Ascomycota; Dothideomycetes; Pleosporales; Pleosporaceae
Exons: 2
Coding region: 1-579 (192 amino acids)
Source: RefSeq, a predicted model, not a curated record